AUGGCCGGCGCACAGGAGACCCUGGUGCUAGCCGGCGUGAUGCGCGGCCACAACGGCGUGGUGACGGCGAUCGCCACCCCCAUCGACAACUCCCCGCUCAUCGUCUCCUCCUCCCGCGACAAGUCGCUGCUGGUCUGGGACCUCACCAACCCCGUCCAGGCCGCCGGGGACGGCACCACCACCGCCGACUACGGCGUCCCGUUUCGCCGCCUCACAGGCCACUCCCACUUCGUCCAGGACGUCGUCCUCAGCUUCGACGGCCAGUUCGCGCUCUCCGGGUCCUGGGACGGCGAGCUCCGUCUCUGGGAUCUCGCCACGGGCAAAACUACCCGCCGUUUCGUCGGCCACGAGAAGGACGUCCUCUCCGUCGCCUUCUCCGUCGACAACCGCCAGAUCGUGUCCGCAUCCCGCGAUCGCACCAUCAAGCUGUGGAACACCCUCAUCCGAGUGCAAGGCAAGAGGCUGUACGCGCUGGACGCAGGUAACAUCAUCCAUCGCUCUGCUUCGCCCAACCGCUACUGGCUCUGCGCAGCGACACAGGAAUCCAUAAAGAUCUGGGAUCUUGAAUCAAAGCACGUCGUCCAGGAUCUCAAGCCUGAGGUGUCGGCCGCCAAGGACCAGAUGCUCUACUGCACAUGCUUGAGCUGGAGUGCUGAUGGAAGCACACUCUAUGCUGGUUACACUGAUGGAACCAUCCGGAUCUAUAAGAUUUCUGGAUUUGGCUACUAG
Miscanthus lutarioriparius is the source of this 729-nucleotide messenger RNA. NCBI's taxonomy places the organism in Eukaryota, Viridiplantae, Streptophyta, Magnoliopsida, Poales, Poaceae. The record is from the annotation of a GenBank genome assembly.